Phycomyces blakesleeanus NRRL 1555(-) is the source of this 620-nucleotide messenger RNA. RefSeq lists its product as hypothetical. The record is from RefSeq and is a predicted model, not a curated record. Gene Ontology annotation, cellular component: ribosome; cytosolic large ribosomal subunit. The transcript has 3 exons. NCBI's taxonomy places the organism in Eukaryota, Fungi, Mucoromycota, Mucoromycetes, Mucorales, Phycomycetaceae. Gene Ontology annotation, molecular function: structural constituent of ribosome; large ribosomal subunit rRNA binding. Gene Ontology annotation, biological process: translation. Bases 1 to 498 code for a protein of 165 amino acids.
AUGCCUCCCAAAUUCGAUCCUUCUGAGGUUAAGAUUAUCUACCUUCGCGCCACUGGUGGUGAGGUUGGUGCUUCCUCCGCUCUUGCCCCCAAGAUCGGUCCUCUCGGUCUUUCCCCCAAGAAGGUCGGUGAAGACAUCGCCAAGGGCACCAAGGAAUGGAAGGGUCUCCGUGUCACCGUUCAGUUGACCAUCCAAAACCGUCAGGCUCAGGUCUCCGUUGUUCCCUCCGCCUCUUCCCUUGUCAUCAAGGCUUUGAACGAGCCCCCCAGAGAUCGCAAGAAGGAGAAGAACAUCAAGCACAGCGGUAACGUCUCCCUCGAGGCCAUUAUCGAUGUUGCCCGCACCAUGCGCUUCAAGUCCCUCGCUCGUGAGCUCAAGGGUACCGUCAAGGAGAUCCUUGGUACCGCCAACUCCGUUGGUUGCACCGUCGAUGGCCAGAGCCCCAAGGACUUGUGUGAUGCCAUUGAUGCCGGUGAAGUUGAGAUUCCCGAGAAAUAAGUUAUCUCAUUAUGGGCAUUUGGAAUAAAACUUCGGCAUUACAAAAAAAACACUUUAACGAACAAACAGUACACCUUUUAUAACGUUUAUAAGUGAAUGAGAUGUUCAAUAUUUUUUUAUAC